AUGCUCUCGAAUCUUUUGGAAGCCCCGUCAUUGAGUGAAGAACAGAACGCUUCGAAUGAAGACGGUCCAGGCUUCAGUAUCGACAUUUCUUCAUUGAUGAAUUUAUCUAAUUUGCAAGGCCAGAGCCCGCGAAAGCCCCAAGAAAAGAAACGUCGACACAGAAUAAGCUUGGAGACCAAGAAAGCUAUAAUUGACAUGCACGAUGCCAAGCUGCCUUUGAAGGUAAUCUCCGCAAAAUAUGGGCUUACAAAAUCGACCAUUUCAUCAGUAGUGAAUCAAAGAAAAAUUGUGGAACAAGCGUGGACAUUGGGAAGACAAGGGAAAAGUUCCAAACUGAGGAAAGGAAAGUACCCGGAGGUGGAACAAGGCAUCUUAGAUUGGAUCAGUGCUGAGAGAGAGAAGGACCCCGAAGUUCAAUUUCCAGGACUUUUGAUUCAGGUAAAACAACGAAGCUUUGAGAAUGAUGAUUAAAUUGAUACUUUUUAUAUCCUGUGAUAUUUGCUUUCUAUAAGACUUUUUUUAAUACAAAAACAAAAUUCAAAAAUAUUGAUGAUUUCAGGAGAAAGCCACAGAAAUUGCAAAAAACUUGAAUGUCGAUUUUCAAGCAUCUAAUGGAUGGCUUCAACGAUUCAAGACUCGAUUCCGUGUCUUCUUCAAGAAUGGGACCCUCAAUCGAGAAAUUGAUCCAGAUCUUGCCCAAAAACCCGAACUCAGUUCAGUCCCGUUAAGGAAGCGGAAAGUCGACGAGACCGAAGCCAGCUACUCUUCGGAAGAAUUGCUGAUAUCUAAAUGGCUUCGAGAAUUCAAAGAGAGCUCGGAUUCUGUGGUUGAAAUAAAAUCAGAGCCGAUUACAAUGGAAGAGCUGUUCGAUGAUCCCGCGGAAACUUCAGACGGCCCAGAAAAGGAAGUUCAAGAUAAAGCAACGGCAACAAUUGAGACAAGAACCGAGACAGAAGUCCUAGAUAAAGAUAAAAAGCCUCAGUUGGCAGUGAAAAUCUGCGAAUCCACCCCUUUACCCAACGAUCAACUUGUUCUUGAGCAAAUCGAAGUUCCGAAUUUGAUUGAAGCAAUCAAAGCAUGUGAUGUAUUGUCCAGAUACCUUCAAAGUCGACCAACUGGGAAUUCAAGAGCUUUUCAACUGUUAUUGGCAUUAGAACGGGAGAUUGUUCAAAGUUUGUAG
Molecule: messenger RNA, 1180 nt
Organism: Bursaphelenchus xylophilus (pine wood nematode)
Lineage: Eukaryota; Metazoa; Nematoda; Chromadorea; Rhabditida; Aphelenchoididae
Source: the annotation of a GenBank genome assembly